Messenger RNA from Oncorhynchus nerka (sockeye salmon), 4625 nucleotides. RefSeq names its product macoilin-1-like. Lineage: Eukaryota; Metazoa; Chordata; Actinopteri; Salmoniformes; Salmonidae. Gene Ontology annotation, cellular component: rough endoplasmic reticulum membrane. The record is from RefSeq and is a predicted model, not a curated record. The transcript has 11 exons. Gene Ontology annotation, biological process: neuronal signal transduction. Bases 156 to 2207 code for a protein of 683 amino acids.
GGCCCACGAUACAGUGUUUUUUAUUUCUUUCUUUGUUUCACGUUCAGAAAGCAACAAUGCUGUAUAUUUGUAGAAAUGUCCAUAUCUGAUCGUUCGCCUGACAUUUUCGUUAUAAUUACCGGACUUGUAUCAGAACCGAAUCCACAGGAGGGAGGAUGAAGCGGCGCAAUGCGGACUGCAGCAAGCUCCGACGCCCGUUAAAACGGAACCGAAUCACCGAGGGUAUAUAUAGCAGUACGUUCCUGUACCUGAAGUUUCUGGUGGUGUGGGUGCUGGUUCUGCUGGCAGACUUUGUGUUGGAGUUCAGGUUUGAGUACCUGUGGCCCUUCUGGCUCUUCAUACGCAGUGUAUAUGACUCGUUCAGAUACCAGGGGCUGGCGUUCUCAGUGUUCUUUGUGUGUGUGGCAUUUACGUCUGACAUCAUCUGCCUCCUCUUUAUCCCUGUCCAAUGGCUGUUCUUCGCUGCCAGCACCUACGUCUGGGUCCAGUACGUCUGGCACACAGAGAGAGGAGUGUGUCUACCCACCGUAUCGCUAUGGAUACUGUUUGUUUACAUGGAAGCUGCCAUCCGCUUCAAGGACCUGAAGAACUUCCACGUGGACCUGUGUCGGCCCUUCGCAGCUCACUGUAUUGGCUACCCCGUGGUGACUCUGGGCUUUGGCUUUAAGAGCUACGUCAGCUACAGGAUGAGACUGAGGAAACAGAAGGAAGUGCAGAAGGAGAAUGAGUUCUACAUGCAGCUCCUACAGCAGGCUCUGCCCCCAGAGCAACAGAUGCUACAGAGACAGGAGAGAGAGGCAGAGGAGGCGGCCAUGGCUAAAGGCGUGUCAUCAGAGGUGGACCUAGCACCUCCGGUCUCCCAAAACGGGGCUACUCCCGGCAAGAAGAGCCCCGUUAACUCUUCUGUCCCCUUACCGGAACUGGAGUACCGGGAGAAAGGGAGAGACGGGAACAGCAAGGAACGGGAGGGCAAACAACAACAACAACACACAAUAGGAAUCAACAACAACAGUAUCCUCCACACACUGGACUCUACAUUACAGGAGACAGAGUAUAUGGAGAACAUGGGGGGGAAGAGACUGAAUAACGACCUCGGAGGAGGAGAGAGCACACACACUCCCAAAGAGGAGGUGGGGGGAACAGGAGGAGGAGGGAAGAACUACAAAAACGCCAGCGGAGGCGGUGGGGCCACCAACUCCUCACCUCGGAAUCACAGCUCCACCAAUGGGAGCGUGCCGUCGUCUGGCUCGUCCAAUAGGAACGAGAAGAAGCAGAAGUCGGCGGGGAAAGGAGCAGCCAAUCAGAAGGAUCCCGUGGAGAACUGCAUUCCCAACAAUCAACUGGGAAAGCCGGACGCUCUCGUGCGGUUGGAGCAGGAUGUGAAACGGCUGAAGGCGGACCUGCAGGCGAGCCGUCAGUUGGAGUCAGAUUUACGUUCUCACCUCUCCUCCCUGACCAGCCAGGACAGGAGUCUGCGCUCAGAGCUGGGCCAGCUGCGACAAGACAACGAGAUGCUGCAGAACAAGCUCUACAGUGCUGUCCAGGCCAAGCAGAAGGACAAGCAGACCAUCUCCCAGCUAGAGAAGAGGCUGAAGGCAGAGCAGGAGGCGCGGGCGCUGGCGGAGAAACAGCUGGCUGACGAGAGGAAGAGGAAGAAGGUGGAGGAAGCCACCGCAGCCCGGGCUGUAGCUCUAGCCGCAGCCUCCAGGGGUGAGUGUACUGACUCCCUGCGUGGUCGGAUCAGAGAGUUGGAGACGGAGUGUAAGAAACUCAGCAUCGACAUGAAACUCAAAGAAGAGCACAUUAGAGAGCUGGAGGGGAAAUGCCAGGAGCUGCGUAAGUACAAGGAGAAUGAGAAGGACAUGGAGGUGUUGAUGUCUGCGCUGUCGGCCAUGCAGGAUAAAACCCAGCACCUGGAGAACAGCCUGUCUGCUGAGACCAGGAUCAAACUAGACCUCUUCUCUGCCCUGGGGGACGCCAAGAGACAGCUGGAGAUCGCACAAGGUCAGAUGCACCAGAGAGACCAGGAGAUAGCAGAGUUGAAACGAAAGAUAGCGGAGGUGAUGGCGGUGAUGCCCAGUAUCUCCUACAGCAACGACAGCAGCAGCCUCAGUCCGGUUACGCCACACUACUCCUCCAAGUUCAUGGACAAUAGUCCCUCUUCCCUGGAUCCCAACGCUUCUGUCUACCAGCCACUCAAAAAGUGACAAUGACACACACAUUAAUACACACUAACGCACACACACACACACUUACAAGAAUACAGAUUUACAAAAGACGGCUUACAUAGUCACAUCCACUCAUACAUACAAAGACACAAACUCUUUGGAAGCGAUUGGAAAAGAUCUCGGUGCUGUCUAAGACGAUCUUCUCCAAAGUGUUUUGGUUGUGUUUUGGUUGUGUUUUGGGAACCAGUUGCGGUCGGAGUCUCAGCCCCGUCGUUCUGUUAUUCUCUGUUUGUUCCCACGGUGAUGCCUUUGUGGGUUUUUAUUUUGGAACAGCUGGAGAGGUAAAACUACACGAGGGAAGAUGUUUAUGUUUUGUGAUUGAGCCACUCGGAUUUGAACUGGUAAGAGAAACGUAAAGGGACACCGGAUUGACUGUAUCCUGAAUGGCGCCCUAUUCCCUACAGCCCAUGAGGAAUGUUCUGAGGGGAGAGAGAGACCGAUGAGGACUGACUGGUAGUUGGUAUAAAUGUCUAGAAAGAACCCAUCGUCUUGUUCUCUCUCUCUCUCUCUCUCUCUCUCUCUCUCUCUCUCAGUGCUUCAUGUUCUCUCUGUGCUUCAUGUUCUCUCUCAGUGCUUCAUGUUCUCUCUGUCUCUCAGUGCUUCAUGUUCUCUCUCUCUCAGUGCUUCAUGUUCUCUCUCUCUCUCUCAGUGCUUCAUGUUCUCUCUGUCAGUGCUUCAUGUUCUCUCUAUCUCUCUCUCUCAGUGCUUCAUGUUCUCUCUCUCUCAGUGCUUCAUGUUCUCUCUGUCUCUCAGUGCUUCAUGUUCUCUCUCUCUGUCUCUCAGUGCUUCAUGUUCUCUCUCUCUGUCUCUCAGUGCUUCAUGUUCUCUCUCUCUGUCAGUGCUUCAUGUUCUCUCUCUCUGUCAGUCCUUCAUGUUCUCUCUCUCAGUGCUUCAUGUUCUCUCUCUCUCUCUCUCAGUGCUUCAUGUUCUCUCUCUCUCUCAGUACUUCAUGUUCUCUCUCUCUCUGUCAGUCCUUCAUGUUCUCUCUCUCAGUGCUUCAUGUUCUCUCUCUCUCUCUCUCUCAGUGCUUCAUGUUCUCUCUCUCUCUCAGUGCUUCAUGUUCUCUCUCUCUCUCAGUGCUUCAUGUUCUCUCUCUCUCUCAGUGCUUCAUGUUCUCUCUGUCUCUCAGUGCUUCAUGUUCUCUCUGUCUCUCAGUGCUUCAUGUUCUCUCUCUGUCAGUGCUUCAUGUUCUCUCUCUCUCUCUCAGUGCUUCAUGUUCUCUCUGUCUCUCAGUGCUUCAUGUUCUCUCUCUCUGUGCUUCAUGUUCUCUCUGUCUCUCAGUGCUUCAUGUUCUCUCUCUCUCUGUGCUUCAUGUUCUCUCUCUCUCUCUCUCUCUCUGUGUGCUUCAUGUUCUCUCUGUCUCUCAGUGCUUCAUGUUCUCUCUCUCUCAGUGCUUCAUGUUCUCUCUCUGUCUCUCAGUGCUUCAUGUUCUCUCUCUCUCUCAGUGCUUCAUGUUCUCUCUCUCUCUCAGUGCUUCAUGUUCUCUCUCUCUCUCUCAGUGCUUCAUGUUCUCUCUCUCUCAGUGCUUCAUGUUCUCUCUCUCUCUCUGUGCUUCAUGUUCUCUCUCUCUCAGUGCUUCAUGUUCUCUCUCUCUCUCAGUGCUUCAUGUUCUCUCUCUCUCUCAGUGCUUCAUGUUCUCUCUCUCUCUCAGUGCUUCAUGUUCUCUCUCUCUCAGUGCUUCAUGUUCUCUCUCAGUGCUUCAUGUUCUCUCUCUCUCAGUGCUUCAUGUUCUCUCUCUCUCUCAGUGCUUCAUGUUCUCUCUCUCUCUCAGUGCUUCAUGUUCUCUCUCUCUCAGUGCUUCAUGUUCUCUCUCUCUGUCAGUCCUUCAUGUUCUCUCUCUCUCUCUCAGUGCUUCAUGUUCUCUCUCUCUCUCUGUCUCUCAGUGCUUCAUGUUCUCUCUCUCUCUCUGUCUCUCAGUGCUUCAUGUUCUCUCUCUCUCAGUGCUUCAUGUUCUCUCUCUCUCUCUCUCUCUCUCAGUGCUUCAUGUUCUCUCUCUCUCAGUGCUUCAUGUUCUCUCUCUCUCUCAGUGCUUCAUGUUCUCUCUCUCUCUCAGUGCUUCAUGUUCUCUCUGUCUCUCAGUGCUUCAUGUUCUCUCUCUCUCUCAGUGCUUCAUGUUCUCUCUCUCUGUCAGUCCUUCAUGUUCUCUCUGUGCUUCAUGUUCUCUCUCUCUCUCAGUGCUUCAUGUUCUCUCUCUGUCUCUGUCUCUCAGUGCUUCAUGUUCUCUCUCUCUCUCUGUCUCUCAGUGCUUCAUGUUCUCUCUCUCUCAGUGCUUCAUGUUCUCUCUGUCUCUCAGUGCUUCAUGUUCUCUCUCUCUCUCUCUCAGUGCUUCAUGUUCUCUCUCUCUCUCAGUGCUUCAUGUUCUCUCUCUCUCUCUCUCAGUGCUUCAUGUUCUCUCUC